This is a messenger RNA of Odontomachus brunneus, 2828 nucleotides long. RefSeq lists its product as uncharacterized. The record is from RefSeq and is a predicted model, not a curated record. NCBI's taxonomy places the organism in Eukaryota, Metazoa, Arthropoda, Insecta, Hymenoptera, Formicidae. The coding region runs from base 836 to 1069 and encodes 77 amino acids. The transcript has 8 exons.
GGAAGAAAAAGGAAGGGAAGAAGAUCAUGAGAAAUUGCUUCGCGAAGGAGUUUAAAGUACGUAUAAAUCGAAUUUUAACGUGGGAAGUUUAGGUUUAGGUUAGUAAGAAGGACGGAACGCGCGCGCUUUGGUUAGCUCUUCGGGUAGUCUCGUGACACGGCUAUACUCGAUACCCUCCGCCAUUACGUCGGUCGCGCUAGAAGUGCGGCGCAUUCGGGACGAGCUAAAACAAUAUUCUCGAAAAUACUUGUUCCAAAAUCUAACACAUGGAUAAGAUACACGGCGGAUUGCGGAGAAGAAGGAGAUCGCGAGGAAAUACACCGUUGGAGAGAACAGAUGUUCAGAUAGACAGGAGCCAAGCAGAUACGUGUGCGUGCCGACAUCGGAGUAAGCCGAGUGACACGACAGUAUAUCGGCACGUUACGCCGGUAACGCCGUGUGAUCGCGGAAGCGAUAACGGCGUAGGCACGCGACAGGCGCGCGACCAAAACAUUGUCUCAAGUGCGUCGGUCCGGCGAGUGUCGCACGCGUCAACCUUUGUUUAUCUGAUCAAGCAGAGUGAGACCUCGUUAUUUCACGCUCAGCGAUCGCCGUGCUCGGACUAUUUUUGUCAGCGGUGGCAGUUGGAAUAUUAGAGAUCUGUUAGAACUCAGUUUCUUUGGUUUAUCUACAUCAACUAAAGAACGACCAAAGAUACAUUGUGUCUCUUUACUUCUAACUAUCACUACCCUCACGAUCAGUGGUUGGAUCAUCUUUAGCAAUAAUAUUGAAAUAUGAUUUAGAGUCUGCGGCCACACUACGAAUUCUGCCCCCGAAGAUGUUUCCGUGAACGGGAAUGCUACACCGGAGGACCCGGUUCGGGCAUAGCAAGGUCGGCUCGAAGAAUCGUUGCAGAAUGUGGCCGGCCUUGAGCUUCUGUGAAUUGAGACGAAGCAAGCGACCAGCCGACUUUAAGGGGCUGCUGCGCCGGAGGAUCCGGCUCGAGCCGAGCGGGGUCUACUCGAAGAAACAAAAGCAGAACGUGACUGUCCUGAUCAGCAAUUCGUGGUAUAAAAUUCCAAGGAAGUGAUAAGAGGAAAGAGGAAUAAGACGAAAGGCACGUGGUACGGUUUCUCAGAAACGAUUUACUUGUCGGACUAAUUACAUGGGGAGACAAACGUCGUUGGAAUGUGCGCUCGGGCUCCGAAUGUAAAACACUUCCGUCGUAUUCAUCUAUGUAAGAGCCUCUUUAUCGUCGCCGUAUCGCGCAUUAUUUAUCACUUCGCCUUUUUCUUACUCUCCCUCCCUGCCCUCCCCCGCCUGCUCUUCAGACAAUGACUAUCGCGGUGUUCGGUAAUUAUCGGUGCGCAUUACAGUAGGCACUGUAAAUAAGCCAGUUGUAGAUACGCUGUUAAUUUUCAACCGCGUCGCGGCUGUAUGCGUGUGCUUACGCAUGUGCGUGCGCGUGUGCACGCGAGGAUACUUUGUCUCUUUAACGGCGGGAAAAGAAAAGAGAAGAGUUGACCCGACCACACUGUCUAUGCCCGAUACUAACAGGGACGAUAAAUCCGUAUCGUUAAAGCGCAGCGUGCGAUUCCUGGCAGCGAGAGUGCAUCUAUCAGGGAUGUAGCUUUUACUCUACAACCCCAACGAGAAAAAGAGGGAUCUUCUCUAGGACAUGCAAUUUUAUCUCACAGAAUCGGCGAGUCGUGAACGCGUCGCGCCCGACAAAAGCGUGAGGUAAAAAGUACAAAACAUAACGAAAUAUAUUUUUUUAAUAUACAGGGUGAGUCAGUAACUAUUGCCACUUGGAAUAUCUCCAAAGUAGAAGACACAAACAUACAUAAUCUUCAGAUCUUCGAAAUUACUCUACACUGAAAGAAAGAAAAUAUCUAAAAAAUAGUAAAUAUUUAUUUAAUGGAUAUGCUAAUAAAACAUAUUUGCUUAAAUUGAAAUUCUUUCAUUUAAAUAGAAAAAAUAAUUGUUUUUACGAAAAUCUAAGCUUUUCUUAAAGUUUAAAAAAUGUAUAUUUUUUAAACCUAUCUCGCGCCGCGAGCUAAAUUCCGUUAGCUUUGUUUGAAUUUUGUUUGCUAUUUUUUGAGGUUAGGGCGUUUUUCGUUGCAAAUGCUUGCCUCAUUUGAAGUACGCCAGAAAUAUCAACAAAGCACCAAGCAGUGAAGUAGUAUGUAAUUCAGUUUUCUUUGUUAAUUUUGAAGUGUUUGUAUCUCUUUUCAGCUACUUUUGAACCGAAAAUGCUUGCUCCACUUGAAGUGGAGCAAACGUUAAAAAUUUUGAGUUUUGGAAAAUUGAGUUUUUGAAAAUUUUUUUGUUAAAAUGUAGUUGAUUUUGGGAUGAUAUUGCUUUAUUUUAAGAUUUUUGGAUAAUAAGUGAAUUAGAAGAUUUUUAGGAAUUUUUGCUACUUUUUUCUUGAUUUUGAAAUUUUUGCUACUUUUUUUCUUGAUUUUGUGAGGUAGAGUAUGAUUUUUUUGUGUUUUUUGGUUAAAAAUGUUUGUUCCACUUGAAGUGCGCUAGAAAAGUCAUUUUAUACUCUAUUAUACUAAUUUAUUCUGUAUAUUUAAUAAAAUAUUCUGUAUAUUGAAUAAAAUAGACAUAUUUUUUAUCGCGAAUAUAAUUCACUACUUGAUAAAACGAUCAAUGUCGAUCUCAUUGGACGCGCGUAGGAUUGGCGUGCGAGAACGGAAAACGUUAUCUUCGAAUACCGGCGAAGAGCGCUUCUCCGGUAUCUUUCGGGAGCAACGAGCUAAUCUUCUCUUGUGCAGCGGUGUCUGCGGCCAAGUUAAUUAGCAAAAAUCGCGGGGGAACAGAUAAGCUGGUUUACUCUUUCUCUA